AUGCGGAAGAUUAAGAGCACAGUUGGCAGGAAACUGCUGAAGAACGCCACCGCUGGCCUCAUUCCGGAACCUCAGGGCGCUGAGGAGGAGCCACUCGUGCAGCAGGUCACUUACACUCACUUCGUUGUCGUAGCCGAUGAUGAGAAUUCAUAUAAUCUUCCGUUAUUCACCACACAGCUAACGCCGGGGACCUCAGACACGGAUACUGCCGCUGGAGCAAAAGGAAAGAAAUCUAGUACGGGCACCGAAACGGAUGAUACGAAGAAGGAUGAGGACAAAUCAGAUUCCGAUGAGAAAUGCACUCGAGUCAGCUCACAAAGAAAUCCUGUAUGGAAGCAGAACCUGGUGUUUAUGCUUAAAGACAUCAGUUUGCAGAAACUUGCCUCUGACACUCUAGCAAUUAAGGUGACCCGAGCGAAACGUUUUUCCGAAAAAGUCACGGGCGAAUUCAUGUGCCAAAUAGGAAAUGUCAUUCAUUCGCCUGGGCGAGUUGUGGUCUCGAAAUGGAUCGCGCUAAGAGUACCGACCGACGAGGAAGACGACGACGGUGUUUACGAGAACUGCGGCUUUCUCAAGGUGUCCAUCAACGUUUACAGUAUUACUGAGAGUCCAGCAAGGAUGAACGAUGAUCUCGAUAGUGAAGAGAUCUGGAGUGGUGCUCAGCUGGAAGAGAUGUCUUUAAGGGUGAGACUAUUCCGACUUCACCAACUUGCUGGUGAGAUCCACGAAGAAGUGGCUAAAUGUACUGCUAAAAAUAAUGAGAAGCCGCUCAAGUUUGUUAUUAGGAUAAAACCAGUGUAUGUCAGGAGCGUCUAUAUCAUAGCACAGGUUUCUAUUCAACCUUUCUCUCAUAUCGUCCGCUCUUGA
This is a messenger RNA of Angiostrongylus costaricensis, 867 nucleotides long. The record is from the annotation of a GenBank genome assembly. Lineage: Eukaryota; Metazoa; Nematoda; Chromadorea; Rhabditida; Metastrongylidae.